UAAAAACGCAAAACAAACUGUCUGAUAUGCGUUGAACAAUGAACAGAAUGGCUGUUGCGACUUUCUUUUCUACCCUUCUUCAGUUGUUCACGUCAUUGCUUUGAUUUUCAUUCAGUCACUGAAUCAACCGAUAACUAAAAUAUAAUCCCCUCGAUCAUUUCAGUUCUCAAUCCGUCGCGCACUUUCUUCCAUGAUUAUGGACAGCAGCUCGUCCUCUCCAUCUUCACCAACUCCUUCAGGUAGAUUCAAGCUUUAUGACCAGUUAGAAUUGCACGAAUUUCAAGACAAGUACGUCAUCAAAUCUGUUGAAUCUCCUAACCGAGGUUUCUCCAUUGGACGUAGCGAUGGCAACAUCGAGCCACUUAAUACAGAUGAUACAAUUUCUGGAACUCCGUCAAAACCCUCGAUAAUCUACGGAGUAGCUGGUACAAUUAGACUGGUUGCAGGUACAUACAUACUUGUAAUAACUUCGCGGGAGGAAGUUGGAAGUUUUCUUGGUUUUCCAGUUUUUAGGAUAGUGUCUAUGAAGUUUCUAUCCUGCAAUGAAUCAUUAAAGUUUUCGACUUCUCAAGAAAAAAGAGAUGAGGCUUACUUUAUGAAUCUGUUGAAAACAGUUGAAUCAACUCCUGGUUUGUACUAUUCAUAUGAAACAGAUAUAACACUGAAUUUACAGAGAAGAUGUAAAUUAGCAGAAGGGUGGAUGGGUAAACCAAUCUGGAAGCAGGCUGACCCUCGAUUUGUUUGGAACAAAAAUCUUUUGGAGGAAUUCAUUGAGUGUAAGCUUGAUGAGUUCAUCAUCCCCCUUCUCCAAGGAAGCUUUGGAGCUGCACAGCUGAAACUGAAAGAUAAACCUGCAACUAUCACGUUAGUUUCAAGAAGGUGUACUCGGCGUCUAGGAACCAGAAUGUGGAGGAGGGGAGCCAACCUUGAAGGAGAUACUGCAAAUUUUAUUGAAACCGAGCAGUUGUUAGAGCUCGGAGGUUUCAGGUCCUCAUUAUUGCAGAUUCGCGGUUCUAUUCCUCUUCUUUGGGAACAGAUUGUUGAUUUGAGCUAUAAACCACGAAUUAGAAUUAUCAAUCAUGAGCAAACAUCAAAAGUUGUAGAGCGUCAUUUCCAUGAUCUUCUCCAGCGAUAUGGGGGCGCUAUUGCAGUUGACUUAACCGAUAAACAUGGCGAGGAAGGGAAAUUAAGCUCAGCAUAUGCUGCAGAAGUGCAAAAGCUUCCAAAUGUGAGAUUUCUGUCAUUUGACUUUCAUCAUGUCUGUGGCAACUCAAACUUUGAUAACCUACAGAUCCUAUAUGAUCAAAUAUCCGAGGAUUUCGGGAACCAAGGAUACUUCAUUGUAGACCCAGAAGGAAACAUACUAGAGGAGCAGAAAGGCAUUAUUAGAUCUAACUGCAUUGACUGCCUUGAUCGAACAAAUGUUACCCAGAGUUUUCUGGCUCAGAAGUCUUUAAAUUUACAAUUGCAGAGGAUAGGAGUACUUAAUUCUAACGAGUGCAUUUCUAUAUUUACUGAAGACUAUGGAAAGUUCAGAACAUUGUGGGCCGAGCAAGGAGAUGAGAUAAGCCUAGAAUAUGCUGGAACUCAUGCACUGAAAGGGGACCUGGUUAGAUAUGGAAAACAGACUUUAGGGGGAGCAAUCAAAGAUGGUAUGAGUGCUCUUUCAAGAUAUUAUUUGAAUAAUUUUCAAGAUGGAGUUCGGCAGGAUGCAUUGGAUCUUAUAAGUGGCCACUACACAAUCAACAGAAAUGGUCCUUCACCAUUCCAGCUUAAUGGAUUCGAAUCAUUCUCUUAUCUUCCUGUGGCAUCAGCUUUGGUAAUUGGAGGUUUGACAUUGACUACGUUCACCGUUCAGCAAGCCGGGCGAAAUGCACAACAAUAUUUAUCGACUGUGCUGUGGGCUGGAGUGACUGCGGGAGUCAUGGCGGUUGUUAAAGCUAAUGGAAGGCAGUUCUGUUCUAGGCCUCGCUUGUGUGGCCUUCUAUAAGUUAUUUUCAACUCUUCUUUCUUUCUUUGUUUUCUUUUUUUGCCACUCAAGAUACUUGUACAAAAUGUAUUCUCUUGUAACUUAUAAGAAAUAAUCCUCGUUAUUCUUCAAUUAAA
Ricinus communis (castor bean) is the source of this 2106-nucleotide messenger RNA. Its product is annotated as phosphoinositide phosphatase SAC8. Gene Ontology annotation, molecular function: phosphatidylinositol-4-phosphate phosphatase activity. Gene Ontology annotation, cellular component: endoplasmic reticulum. Bases 191 to 1990 code for a protein of 599 amino acids. Gene Ontology annotation, biological process: phosphatidylinositol dephosphorylation. The record is from RefSeq and is a predicted model, not a curated record. The transcript has 20 exons. Lineage: Eukaryota; Viridiplantae; Streptophyta; Magnoliopsida; Malpighiales; Euphorbiaceae.